AGGGACCCAGUGCUCUGAAUCUGCCGAAGCACUGUUUGAGAAACUGAUGACAAAAUACAACCCUCUGAUUCGGCCAGUAGCUAACGACUCCGAUAUCCUGGAUGUAUUUAUCGGCCUAGCCCUAUCACAACUUGUCGACAUCGAUGAAAAGAACCAAAUCAUGGUCACUAGUAUCUGGCUUAAACAGCAAUGGACGGAUUACAGACUCGUAUGGAAACCCGAGGACUAUGGUGGCAUUACCUAUAUCCAUUUCCCAAUCCAACGAUUAUGGGCACCAGACUUGGUUCUCUAUAACACAGCUGAAGGAGCAUAUGCUGUGGAGGUGAUGAACAGUGCCACGAUUUUCUACGAUGGCUCAGUCACUUGGAAACCUCCCGCUAUUUUCCGCAGCUCCUGCAGCAUUGACAUUGAGUACUUCCCCUUCGACGAGCAGCGUUGCAUCAUGAAAUUCGGAUCCUGGACUUACGCCGGUGACGUCGUCGACCUGAUCGCGUUGAAUUCCAACGUCGAGCGAGAGAACUACCGAGCGAACGGCGAGUGGGAGAUCGUCGACGCACCCGCCGUCAGGUCCGCCCUCAAGUACCCCUGCUGCGUGGAGAUCUACAUCGAUGUUACCUACACGUUAGUUCUGCAUCGGAAUCCGUUGUUUUAUAUCAUUACCCUGGUGAUCCCCUGUGUGCUGAUCUCGUUGAUGACCGCGCUGGUUUUCUACCUCCCCUCCGACGCUCAGGAAAAGAUCACCCUCUCCAUCUCCGUUCUCCUGGCUCUCAUCGUGUUCCUUCUCUUGAUCCCUAACCUCAUCCCGCCAACUUCAAAGACCAUACCCCUCAUCGGUCGGUACAUGCUCUUCACCAUGGCCAUGGUGUCCCUGUCCAUCCUGGCCACCGUCGUCACCAUCAACGUCCACUUCCGCAGUAUCACCACCCACGAGAUGCCACCAUGGAUGAAGACGUGGUUCUUGAACUAUUUACCACGGGCUUUCUGCAUGGAGAGACCCGAUGGACUGAAGGCGAGGAAGGAGAAGAAGAUGAAGAAGAAGCUGCAGAAGGAAGCCAUCAGGAAGUACAACAAUCCGUACAUGUACUCGCCCUCCUCAUCGUCAGGGGUGUGGGAAGAAAGAUCGGGGAACUACAGUCAGAAUGGCAACUACAGGAUGUAUAAUGGAAGACCCUACAAUAAACUUGAGCUCCGAACGAUCACGCCAUCACUGCGGGAAGAAAUCGAAGGGCGCGAAGUCGAGCACAACACGAUGCGACGAUUCAGAGCGGACUCCGACGAUUCAGACGAAGGGAGCUCGAGAACUCGUGAGAGGGAAUGGAAGGCUCUCCUAGCAUCCCUUCAGUAUAUCAAAGACAACAUCAAUUAUGAAGAUGACGUCGACCAGUCGGAGGAAGACUGGAAGUUCGUGGCCUUAGUCAUCGACCGUAUUCUUCUUUGGGUCUUCCUGUUAGUCGCCGUUGUCGGAACGAUCGCCGUCUUCAUCGAGGCCCCCAUCUUCUGGGAGAAGAGCGAUGCCCAUCCCAUACUCGUCCACGAAGAACCCGUUCUCAUCUCCCGUCUAACAAACGACCAGAUACAGGGCAGCGCAUGAUCACUGACUGACGGACUAUCACUCACUAAGUGUACACGAGUGACAUGGAAAUCCACUCUUUUAGGGGUGUAUUUAUAGGGAUGACGGCAUUUUGUUUAUUAUCAAACUUCUAUUUUUGGCGAGGGAUGACUUCAAUUUAAAGUGGAAACCCUCUCUUUUAGGAUACAUAUUCGAGAUCACUUCAUUUUGGAACGAAAGUCAAUACUAACUAAAAAAUGAGAGUAGAAUCCAUUCCAAAAAGAGUCAUUCGAACCACUACAUUGGAGUAGAUUUCGCUAUAUUUUGGAGUGGAUUCCACUAUAUUUUGGAGUGGAUUCCACUAUAUUUUGGAGUGGAUUCUACUAUAUUUUGGAGUGGAUUCCGCUAUAUAUGGAUUUGAAUUGAUCCCAAGUAUAUGACUGCUAAAAGAAUUGAAAUCCAAUGUCCUCUCCUCUGCAUCAAUAUGUUAUAGCCUAUCAUAAACUUUUUAAAAAUAUCUACUAAUAGCAAUGCAUUUUAAUCGUCUUUUCUGGUGCGGAGUUUAUUGAGUUUAGGAACACGAGAAGACAUUCGUAGUAGUAAAAAAAGCGUGACAUGAUCUUUUAAUUAGUAAAUUGAAUAUCAUUUUAGCAUCUUCUAAAGAAUUUCACCAUUUCGCGUAACCCUUGAGAAUUUCGGAUCUUCUAGGCGGAUAUUUGGAAAACGAAAAGCAAAGUUACAGUGCCAUGACAACGACAUGAUUCAUGGCGCUUGCAGUUAAUGCAUUACUGUGAAUUGUGAUUCAAAACGAUUACUUGCCUCACACGACCGGCAAAAUGUGUCCACUAAGGUUUUUUAGAGAAGUGUAGAAUGAUUUGUUUACCAUUUCACGUUUUGUUUUUUAGGACCGCAGGACAUUAAAGUUACAAGUUCCAAUUGACAAAUCUAACUGUAAUUCGCACACUGCAAAAGACAGUUGAAGAAGUCAGCAAGUGAUCUGCUUGAUUAUUUAGCACACAUUAAGUCAGUUGCAUUUUAAUAAUUUUUUUCUCGAUAUUAUGGGUUCCGUAUAUGCCGCAUUCUUAAGUACAGGGAGAGAGAGAGAGAGAGAGAGAGAGAGAGAGAAAGAGGGAGGGAGCAAGGGAGAGACAAAAAAGGAAGAGGAGGGACAUUGGCAAAGUAUGUAGUGGACUAAAAUUCACACGACAGACAUUUCACCUGUAAGAAUUGGUGUAAGUAAGACAAAUGCAGUGACCUUCCUGUACAAACCACACCAGAAUCGUUUACGAAUGAUAACCAUCAUUAAUCACGAAGGCCAAGAAUGUGUACAUAGAUAAUUAGACGUUUAAACUGUAUUAUAGAAACUAAGUCUCCAGGGAGUGAUGUUGUAAAAUUCGAAGUAUUUCCGGGGCAUUAUAAAAAAAAAUGAUCAUUGCGUUGUAUAUAAUUUAUUCUACACCAAAAACAAGAUUACAAUUUGACAGCGAUAUGCCCGUGCAGUGUAUUAUAAAAGGAUAACAGAGUUGGCUUUAUUACAUGAAUUGAUAAGUUUCUUGUUAUGCAACAUCAUGCGCUUGUAUAUCGUUGUGUGCUCAUUUACUUCUCAUACUGACAAAGACAAAGCCCCUAUAUAAAGUAUUCUUUUCCUGUAAGUUUUGGUUUAUUCCUCAUGUUCUGCUUUGCUGAAACAGAUAGUAUCAUUGUAAAUAAUGUAUACAUAAUAUGACAAAACGAAGCAUGUAUUUAUGUAAUGUUAACCUUUAUGAAGCAUAAUGAUGUCCAUGACUUGUGUGUUAUUUGUCUUUCAUUAUAAAACCGAACAAUUUCCAUAUCGUUCAUUGACCGCUUGUAUGAAUGUAUCAUUGUGCCUUUAAUUAUUGAUUCUUUAUGUGACAUCAUGAUAUUUGUUUGAUUUUGUGAUGGAACUAAUAAAGAGAUUUUAAAAUACA
Molecule: messenger RNA, 3498 nt
Organism: Strongylocentrotus purpuratus (purple sea urchin)
Lineage: Eukaryota; Metazoa; Echinodermata; Echinoidea; Camarodonta; Strongylocentrotidae
Product: neuronal acetylcholine receptor subunit beta-3-like
Exons: 6
Coding region: 47-1591 (514 amino acids)
Biological process (GO): regulation of membrane potential; nervous system process; monoatomic ion transmembrane transport
Cellular component (GO): synapse; postsynaptic membrane; neuron projection
Molecular function (GO): transmembrane signaling receptor activity; acetylcholine-gated monoatomic cation-selective channel activity
Source: RefSeq, a predicted model, not a curated record